Molecule: messenger RNA, 2361 nt
Organism: Oppiella nova
Lineage: Eukaryota; Metazoa; Arthropoda; Arachnida; Sarcoptiformes; Oppiidae
Source: the annotation of a GenBank genome assembly
AUGCCGGAUCUGUUGGACACGGAGGAGAAUAUAAUGAUAAUCAAGUGGAAUAACAAUAGACUGAUCUGGGACUCCAGCAAAUUAGUCACCCUUUCCAUAUGGGGCUAUCAGGAGAAGACGGACUCCCUGUACCCGACCCUCAAAUGGGUGGCCGAUAUCGUGCGAGGAAUACCUAAUAGCGGCGAAUAUGCCCUCAAUUUGAAUGAUUUACCGGAAAUACAGUUAGAUCGAUAUGACUAUCACUUUGGGUUCAUUGGUGUCAAUCAGACCGAUGAGGAGUUCACUAUCACUCAGUGGAGUAAACCCAUGCCAUUGGGUUGGUUUUUUCGGAAAUACUGGCGCCGGGAGUACGGAUCCAAAUGGAAUGAGCGGUUCUGUAUGGACUGGUUUGAGAGGGAGUCCCAGGAGGACCGGUUCGCCAUCACACUGUUUCGGUGCCCCUGUACUAUGGCUCAGUCCGAGCUGGACAGGGGUCGCUUCAGUCCCGACCAACAGUGCAAUGUCAUCGACAAGAAGUGCGACGCCCGACACCACGGCGCCCAACACUGUGUCCGCACAUCCCGGCCCUCAAUUGGCGGUUCCGGACAGCAGUGCUGUUACGAUGAUUACGGAGAACUCAUACAGAGCGCCGACACCAUGUAUGGGGGCAGACCUUCGCGAGCGUUUGUUUACGGCAAACACCCGUUUAAGAUGCGAAUGAUGACCCCAACCCUAUCCUUCUGGCAGUUCGAUAUAAUGCCGUUCUUUUAUUGCUGCAAAUGGGCCCCAAAGGAGGACAACAGCCACACCUGUCAGAUGUUUAACUACUGGCGCACAUCGCAAGACUGUUCCUCAUACCAGCCCCCGGCCAUUGCCUCCAUCUUCGGUGACCCCCACAUCAUAACCUUUGAUCAGACAAACUACACGUUCAACGGGAAGGGCGAGUAUGUGUUGGUGCAUACGGACAACCCGGUGCACAAACUGGACAUCCACGCCCGCUUUGAGCAGAUACCCAACAUGAAUGGCACACACCUAACGGCAGUGGCCGUUAGGGACAACGUGUCGGCUAUUGUUGAGUUUAGAUUGAGACCCCCGGCCGCCCGUUGGUUCCAUCAGAUCUUUCUGAUCGCCGAUAAGGAGUACCUGUUUUAUUGGGCCGACAAUAUGCGGUCCAUACACGCCAGGGGUGUGACGGUGUACGAGCCCGCGGGCAUCAGGAAUAUGUCUCACAUGAUAGCUAUGUUUGAUUCCGGGGCGGGGGUUGAGGUGAUGGUCAGUCCCGCGGGUUCCCUUAUAUUACACGUAUAUUUGCCCAACACUUUCAAGAAUAACACGAAAGGACUGUUAGGCAAGUGGUCGGGCAGUUCGGACGACGACUUUGAAUUACCGGACGGCACGAGGGGUCCGCCCCCUCUGUCGCCCACACGACUCAUCCAUUCAGAGUUCGGACAGAAGUACCGACUGUUUGAGACCCGACAGCAAUACCUACCGCAGAGUCUAUUCUUCCACGACGUGGUCUCCCAUUCACAUUACGAUGACUUCCGGUUUGAGCCCAAGUUUGAGUUCACUCAGGAGGAUAGGGAUCAAUUUCCGGACGUGGAUCAUGUGUGUAGUGACUCCCAGUCCUGCGCAUACGACUAUAUGGUCACCGGAGACAGUGGUUAUGGGGAACAGACCAAGAAGUCGGAGGCCAUGGCCAACAAUAUGCAUCAGGAGGUCAGCCAACAGGUGAUCCGAUGCCCAGCCCUAUCGAAACCAAUGAAUGGUCGUAAGACAGAGAACCGGUACUGGCCCGGGACUAUAGUCAGGUUUGCCUGCGAUGAGGGCUACCGUUUGGUGGGCUAUGAGGUGAGGCGGUGUCGUGAAGACGGCCUGUGGUCGUGGGGAGUGGACCCCCAGUGCAUAAAAGUGAUGACCUAUUCGCUGAUACUGUCCGGGGUGUUCGUGGGCUGUAUCAUACCGGCGCUCGUUAUGAUGGGUCUGUUUGUGUACUGUUGGCGUAGGGGUAAGGAAAGGAGGGGUGGGUUUGUGCCGCGGAGACCAGCGCCGGCAUUGCCGCCAAAGACGUAUAAAUUAGUUGAAGAUAAAAACGGUUUCAACGAAAAUGGCGUAAAAAUGGCGCCGAAAGCGGAUUUAGACAAAUCGCUGAAGUCUUUGGUGUCGAGUGAUAAGAGUUAUGAUGUGGACAAUGACUUCACUUCAAGUGAUGACGAGGAGAUCGGCGGUGAUGAGGAUGUUGUGGUCAGGGAUGACGGGUUUGGGGUUAUAAAGCAGUUACACAAUAAUACCCGUCGGUAUUCAACCGGUUUUAAGACUAAGGCUGAGAUUAAUGUGAAUAAUGGCUCGCAUUUGACAUCUUAUAGAUCCGACACUUUGGUCUAA